Molecule: messenger RNA, 1485 nt
Organism: Spinacia oleracea (spinach)
Lineage: Eukaryota; Viridiplantae; Streptophyta; Magnoliopsida; Caryophyllales; Amaranthaceae
Product: tetraketide alpha-pyrone reductase 1
Exons: 6
Coding region: 367-1371 (334 amino acids)
Molecular function (GO): oxidoreductase activity, acting on the CH-OH group of donors, NAD or NADP as acceptor
Source: RefSeq, a predicted model, not a curated record
GAUGUUUUUUAAGGUUCUUACUUUUGAAAGUAGCGAUGUCAAAUGAAUGCAGUUUCGAACUGAAUACCAGGGUAAAUGUUUAUUCAUACAAGAUGAAUUGCAGCCUUUGCAUGAGUAACCAAACUCUUGCAUGAUAGGAGUUUUGUUACUCAUGCAAAGGCUGCAUUCAUAUAAGAUCAUUAAGAAACAAGGGUCACAAACAUAUCAUUUACACAGGAGUUUGGUAAAUUUCCUGCUUAUAUUUUUAUAUUGGACUCACAACUUCACAAAAAUAUCAUGUUUCACCAUCUUUUAAUCCACCCCCGUACCUAAGUGUGAUAUGUGGAUGACAGUCAUAGAUCCCACAGAAUAUAAACACAAGUCAAUAUGACAAUCAUAGAUGCUUCCAGAGUAUAUUCGGCACAAAAGAUGAUCAAAGGCAAGGUUUGUGUAACAGGGGCCUCGGGGUAUAUAGCGUCUUGGCUGGUCAAGCGUCUCCUUUUAUCUGGCUAUUUGGUCGUUGGAACAGUCAGAGAUCCAGGAGAUGACAAAAAAUUGGAGCAUUUGUGGAGGCUUGAAGGGGCAAAAGAGAGGCUGAAGUUAGUAAAGGCUGAUUUAAUGGAAGAAGGAAGCUUUGAUGAAGCAGUUAUGGGUUGUGAGGGUGUUUUUCACACUGCUUCCCCUGUUGUUGGAGUCAAGCAAGAUCCAAAGACAGAAAUUCUGGAACCUGCAGUAAACGGAACACUGAAUGUGCUGUCUUCAUGCAAGAAGAACCCAUCACUGAGACGCGUGGUUCUUACCUCGUCUUCAUCAACUGUUAGAAUAAGAUUGGAUAUUGACCCUGAUGUUCCACUUGAUGAAUCAGUUUGGAGCUCCACUGAAGUUUGUGAAAGAUUCCAGGUAUGGUAUGCGCUAUCCAAAAUCCAGGCAGAGAAAGCAGCAUGGGACUUCUGCAAGGAGAACAACAUCGAUUUAGUGACUAUCCUUCCUGCUUUUAUAAUUGGACCUAGUCUUCCUCCUAAUCUUUGCUCAACUGCCUCUGAUGUUCUUGGCUUGUUUCAAGGAGAUACUAGCAAAUUUGUGUUUCAUGGAAGGAUGGGAUAUAUUCACAUUGAUGACAUAGCUCUGUGCCACAUCUUGGUUUAUGAACGUGAAGAAGCGCAUGGCCGAUACAUUUGUAGCUCCACUGUAAUGGAGCAUUAUGAGUUAGCAUCUUUUCUAGCAUCCCGAUAUCCAUCUUAUCCUAUUCCGAAAGGGUUUACGAAGCUGGAAAGACCAUACUACACCUACAACACUUCCAAGAUUGAGAGUUUGGGGUUCAAGUUCAGGCCACUAGAAGAGAUGUUUGAUGAUUGUGUAAACUCACUUGUAACUCAGGGCCAUCUCCAGUAACCUAAAAUAUCUACUUUUGAGUCUUUUAGACAAAAUUGCUUAAUGCACUUGAUCAUAUACUUUUAAGAAUUGUUAUUAACUUGUUAUCAAAUUAAAUACAAGUAUACAACAAAA